GGAUGAUGGUAGCUGGAAAUAACCAUAUGAUCCAACGGUCUCUGGCCAAGGGGAAGCGCCUCCAACAACUCGCAGAGCAGCACAAUUGGUCCCAGGAGGACUAUCACCAGGCUAAUGAGCUGAUCGGAGAGCCCACUCCAUAUGGUCUUCACGCGACCAUGUUCUUGGUCACCCUCCGAGAACAAACUACCCCCGAACAGAAGAAGCUUUUAUUGCUUUGAGUUCACCGGUCAAUCCGUGCUAGGAUG
Aspergillus glaucus CBS 516.65 is the source of this 248-nucleotide messenger RNA. RefSeq lists its product as uncharacterized. NCBI's taxonomy places the organism in Eukaryota, Fungi, Ascomycota, Eurotiomycetes, Eurotiales, Aspergillaceae. The transcript has 2 exons. Bases 27 to 221 code for a protein of 64 amino acids. Gene Ontology annotation, molecular function: oxidoreductase activity, acting on the CH-CH group of donors; flavin adenine dinucleotide binding. The record is from RefSeq and is a predicted model, not a curated record.